Messenger RNA from Thermothelomyces thermophilus ATCC 42464, 1430 nucleotides. RefSeq lists its product as uncharacterized. Bases 181 to 1179 code for a protein of 332 amino acids. The transcript is spliced from 2 exons. The record is from RefSeq and is a predicted model, not a curated record. NCBI's taxonomy places the organism in Eukaryota, Fungi, Ascomycota, Sordariomycetes, Sordariales, Chaetomiaceae.
AGCAGGACGAGACCUCAGCCGGGGCCAGCCGCGGCUCAAGAUGCUUGGACAUCUUUUCACCCUUAGCUUUCUCCUCACCGCCUCGAGUCUUUUACCAUCAGCAGAACACGCCCCCCCCUUCCUAUUAGACCACCCUCAUCCAACCGAAGAUCUGAGGUCGCAGAGAAAGCCCAAGUUCGCAUGGCGGACGCGCGCGAUCCGGCUGGUGCUGUUGGCCAGCCCGACCACAGCACGCUCGAGGUUGUCGAGGGACACUACCACGACAAGGCAGUCUUCAGCAAGAAUGACAAAGUCGCCUACGUCCCCUCCCGCGGGGACUACAAGGUAGUCGUCCAGCAAGAGACCGACGCUCAGAAGCCCGCCACGCCGGGCGCCUACAGCGACCAGAACCAGCCCGAGCAGUAUUCCCCCCAGACGACGUAUGCCCCAGGCGCAUCUGCCUGGAAAGGAGACGCCUUCUCGGCGAGGGAACCUCCGCAGACGGACGGGGGAGGCAAGAAGAUUCUUGGAUUGAAGAGGCGGACCUGUUUCACCGUCAUGUGGGUCGCCUCCCUCCUGGUGGCCAUCGGCGUCGGCGUCGGCGUCGGCGUCGGCGUCUCGAUGCGUUCAAGCAGCGGCAGCGGCAGCGGCAGCGGCGGCAGCGACGAAGGGGCCGACCUGGGGUCCGACUCCGCCAUGCCUCCGCGGACGACGACUCCGGGGAGCACGGGGGCCGGCUCGGCCGACAGCAGCAGCAGCGUGACCGUGACCGGGUCGGCCUCGCGGGGCGCGACCCCGAGCUCCGUGACCCUCACGGCGCCGCGGAGCACGGCGGCGGUGCAGAUCGGCGGCGUCGGCGGGAGGUGCUCCAACAACUGGGGCGCCGACUGCAUCUGCCUCGACCGCGACGUCUGCGUCAACCGGUGGCAGGGCGAGCCCAUGACGGGCACCGGCCCCGGCGACUGGCCCUGCCCCGAUGAUCCCAACAACAUCGUCGCCUGCAUCGUCAAGCCCUGCCUGGGCAAGCCGGAGGGGUCGCAGUGCAUGUGGAGCGAGGCGUGCAGGCAGGUAGAUAACAGAACGCAGACCGCUUCAUCUCGCGGGAGAAGGGCAAACCGCGACUGCCUCGAAGAACCGGCGUCCGCGGCAAGAGCCCAAGGCGUCAGGGCUCAGCACGGAAUCUUGUUGUACGAUACCUAGGGUUUUGCCAUGGCUGCGCAUUACGAAGAGGCUAUGAAUCAUGUGAUGGGUAAUGUGCUUAUGACCGGCUAGGGUGCAUAAUAGAAGAACCCGUCUUAUUUCCUUGGGUCCUGGACAUGAUCAUUUUUUAAUCAUUUCCCGGACGUCUCUUGCCUUUUACAAGGUGCAUUCAUGGACCUAUAUUAGCAGAGCUGCCUUGUUGUGCUGUUGAUGGUUAUUAUCUUGCUACUCAAUUUUUUGUAAGAAGUCCG